Rubroshorea leprosula is the source of this 2815-nucleotide messenger RNA. NCBI's taxonomy places the organism in Eukaryota, Viridiplantae, Streptophyta, Magnoliopsida, Malvales, Dipterocarpaceae. The record is from the annotation of a GenBank genome assembly.
CUGGCUAGAUGUUACAUUUGAUAUCCUUUAUGUUGGAGAUACUAGUGUCAUUCACCAAAGUUUGAAAGAGCGGCAUGAGCUUCUCAAAAAAGUUGUGAAGCCUUUGAAGAAUCGUUUAGAGAUUCUGUUGCCUAAUGGUGGUCUUAAUACUCAUCGCCCUCCUGGGGAACCAUACUGGUCGUGCCUUGCUUAUAGCAUGGAUGACGUUGAAAGAUUUUUCAAGGAAACUAUUGAAAAUAGGGAUGAAGGAAUUGUGCUAAAAGACUAUGGUUCCAAAUGGGAACCAGGCGAUCGAAGUGGAAAGUGGUUGAAGCUGAAACCUGAGUACAUUCGUGCUGGUUCUGACUUGGAUGUUCUUAUUAUAGGGGGAUAUUAUGGCUCUGGGCGUCAUGGAGGGGAGGUAGCUCAAUUCCUGGUGGGGUUAGCUGAGCAAUCUGACUCGAAUACUUAUCCUAGGCGAUUCCUGUCUUUCUGUAGGGUAGGCACUGGGUUGACUGACGAGGAGUUAGAUGCUGUUGUUCAGAAAUUGAAGCCUUAUUUUAGGAAACAUGAAUACCCAAAGAAGGCACCACCAAGUUUUUAUCAGGUUACUAAUAAUUCAAAAGAAAGGCCAGAUGUUUGGAUUGAAAGCCCAGAGAAAUCAAUAAUUCUUUCUAUCACCAGCGAUAUCCGGACUAUAAAUUCUGAAGUUUUUGCUGCACCAUACAGCCUGAGAUUUCCACGAAUUGAUAGAGUCAGAUAUGACAAGCCGUGGUAUGAAUGCCUUGACGUCCAGUCAUUUGUAGAGCUUGUACACUCAAGCAAUGGGAACACUCAAAAAGGGACAGAAUACAGAGCCACACAAGAUAGUAAACCAAAGUCCAGGGGACCCAGCAGAAGGGGUGAGAAGAAGACUGUCUCCAUGGUUCCUUCUCAGUUUAUCCAAACUGAUACUUCAGGCAUCAAAGGGGAAACCUUAAUUUUUUCAAAUUUGAUGUUCUACGUUGUUAAUGUGCCUCCAACCCAUUCUCUCGAUUCCUUACACAAAAUGGUUGUAGAGAAUGGAGGAAUGUUCUCAAUGAAUUUGAACAACUCAGUUACCCAUUGCAUUGCAGCUGAAAGUAAAGGGAUUAAAUAUCAGGCAGCAAAGCUUCGUGGAGAUAUUAUUAACUAUACUUGGCUAUUGGAUUGUUGUUUGCAGAAGAAGCUCAUCCCUUUGCAGCCAAAGUACUUCCUUUUCCUCUCUGAUUCUUCAAAAAAGAAGUUUCAGGAUGAAAUUGAUGAAUAUUCAGACCCUUAUUAUUGGGAUGUUGACCUUGCAGACCUCAAGCAGCUGUUAAACAAUAUCAAAAGGUCAGAGAAUGCUCAAAUCAUAGACCAUUAUAAGAAGAAAUACUGUCCAAAGGAUAGAUGGUCUUGCUUUCAUGACUGCUCUGUUUACUUCUAUACUCCAAUGCAGCAUUUGAAAUCUGAUUGGGAAUUGUUGUUGAGACUUGCAUGGAGGAGGCUGGAGCUUGAAGUCUUAAUGGGUGGUGGAAAGGUCAGUAAGGAUCUGAAGCAUGCUACUCAUUUGGUUGUCUUGUCGUUACCAGGAGUUAAUGUGGACUUCAAUUCUCUAUUGAGGAGUUUCUCCGGUGCAGAGAAAUGUUGUGUAUGGAAGAAGGGGUUUCAUGUAGUUGGUUCUCGGUGGCUGGAGGACUGCUUAGAGAAGGAGGAAAAGUUGCAAGAAGGUCCAUAUAGUCUGAAGCCUGCUGGAGUUGAAGGAUCUGACUUUCUAGAAUGGUUACCUGCUGGAGUUGAAGGAUCUGACUUUCUAGAAUGUGAACAGGACCUAGACCUGGAAAAUAUCAGUUAUGAUUUAGCCAGUUGUCGAGGCCAGAAUAUGUUGGCUUUUAAUGAAAGUCGAGGCAAAGAGAUAGACAGCAAAGUUCAGCUGGAAAGUUCUAAAUCUUUGGUCUUACCCAAGAAUGGAAACAGGAAAAGAGGAAGACCAGCUGGCAAGAGCACUAAUAAAAGAAAAACGGGUCUAAACCAAGCUCGAAGAGUACAGACACAUCGUGGAAAGAUGCCAGCAAAGAUUUAUGAUGAUGAAUCGGAUGAAAAUGGAUCUGAUGGAAAAUCACAUGAGGAGAUUGACAAGGAUGUUGGAAAUCCUGAAACCUUUGGAAUGGAUAUCAAGGAAGAUUCUAACAUCCAUAAUAUCAUAGUAGAAGAUUCGAAACUAUCACAUUGGGGGAAGACUGCUCAAGACAACAAAAGUCCUGGCAUUGAAAUGGAUGAGAUGGAUAAUGACCAAGACUCUGAGAAAGCUGAGAACCCUGAAAUUAUUGAAAUGGAUUGGAGGAAUUAUGGCCAAGUAGAUAAGAAGCCUGACAAACUGGAAGUCAUGGUUGAUCCAGUUCAAGCAAUGCUACUAAGCCUGAUUCCAAGCCUCGGAACAAAGCAUGAAACCACCAAUGUAGUUGACGAUAAGAAGCAACCUGCAGAUACCAGUGAUGACCUUCGAGUCAUUGAGGAUGAGAAACCUGAAGAUACCAGUGCUGACCUUCAAGUCGCUGAGGACGAGAAACCACCUGAAGAGCUUAUUGCACCUGUGAAGAAGAAGAAGAAAGUCAGCUACAAGGAUGUUGCUGAAGACCUGCUCAAGGAUUGGUAAAAAGGGCUCGAAUUUCCUGACUUGUAUUUUUGUUGUUUACUACUUUUGUUCUGUAGGUAACGUCCUAAGUUUAUAGUACGGCUUCUAGUAAUUUUUACCUGUCGUCCUAGUUUUGUUCCAGCGUAAUUGCAGCUUAAUUACAUCUAAUCCCCUGGGGCGCAAUCAAUCACUCUAGGUGCA